Porites evermanni is the source of this 5989-nucleotide messenger RNA. The record is from the annotation of a GenBank genome assembly. Lineage: Eukaryota; Metazoa; Cnidaria; Anthozoa; Scleractinia; Poritidae.
AUGCAGCAUUCGGGUAACACAUACGAAAAUCCAGGAUUUCAACUGACUACCGUUGACGGAAGUCAGCUGUAUAUGGACAUCGCAUGUUUUGAAGGCAUGGCGGCUAGGUUGACUACACCGAAACCUAAAGGUAGAAGUGUGAGCGCUGGACAGGCUCAUCGGGAAAACAUCGUCGAAAUUCGGCAGCUCGUCAUGAAUAACGAUGGCGGUGUGAACGCUCAAGGAACUUUAAAUCCACUGUACGAAAUAACUCCGAUCACUGAACGCCUGAACGUCAACACAGGAAAUGCUAGUAAAGCAUCCAGAAGAUUAGCCUCACCACCAAAGACCUCACCGAAACCCAAAUCAAGGAGCGCGACCACAGGAGAAAUCGAAAAGGAGAAAGUUCCACCUGAAAAACCCGUACAGUUUGACACGAAUUACGAUGUGGGUGUCUAUGAAGUUUUAAAAAGCAACAACAACCAUAUGCCAGCGCAACAGGUCAAGCAAGUAUCAGGGGGAGGGCAACCGGAUAAAGUGUACGACUUCCUAACGCAGACAACGCAACAGCAAAUAGAUUCGUUACGUCGCACAUUGCGUCUAAUGUCUUUGCUUCUGGUGAUAGUUUGUCUGACGGCAGUGGCGAGUUUGGUGUUGAUACUGGUCGAGAUAAGGAAGCCUAAGCAGCACACGAGUCUCAAUCAGCCUACAUCAUCAGGUAGGGUGGGCUUAGAUGCAGUACGAAAGGGUUUAAAGGGGAGGGGGACGGGAGCUAAAGCAAAAUAACUCCUCCAAGACUGACCCGUAUUCGAAUGCGAUGUAGAGAAGCUUAAAUCUUUAUUUCCAGUGUCAGCCAGCAAAAAUUGUCUGAGGUAUAAAUACCGUAACGUAACCUCAACUAAGCUAAAUUUAUUGCUAUAUUUUGUCUAAAAUUGUUUUGUUGCCUUAACAAUCCUUCGAUUCUACUGCCAUGCCAAUAUCCCCAUCUAACACACAUUCACUCUCUCCGCCUAUGCUACAAAGCCCGGGAUUGAAUUUUCAUUAGCCAUGUAUUUAUAAAGCCGUCUGACCAAAAGAAAACAAUGCUCGAGUCUAACUAUACUGCUACAGGAGUUACGAAAACAACGCCUACGUGAUUCGGUUGUAUUUUUUUCAUUACUUGAAUGAAAAGCCUAGUAAGCUGUAAACACUUAAAACCAUGGAAAAAAAUUCUGCAUCGCAUAUCCCUAACCCUUUAACCUCUGAGAGAGAUUAACAUUCAAUUUCUCUUUAAGGUGACACUGCUUAAUGAAAGGUAAAAGUCGUGAGAAAGAAAGGAAUAAUCAACAAGUGAAAAAGGUUUUGAUUGCUAAACGAAUUCUCCUCAUAAAAAGCAUAGGAAAUAAAGGAAUAAUAGUAUGGAUAAUAUUUAUGAUGAUAUCAAGUUCUAAAGGGUUAGCAGCAUAGCUUUUCCUCGGUGCUGAAUUUUUGUUGCGAAUAGUUUAUUUCAUGAACCAAAUUUUAUUGAGAUCCUACAAAGGACAGAGAUACGAAUUUCCCUCUUCUAAUUCGGUUCCUUUGAAUCCUAUGCAAAAACGAAACCCUUCUAAGUCUUAAGACUUAAGUCAGUUAAGUAUCCAUUUGUAAAGAUUUUGUGUGUUUUCUUUUACUUUCUGAUUGACUGAUUUGUUCCAAUGACAAAGGAUUCCUAUUCACCUUUUCAACUGGGACAAACAAUAGUGAGCCUCUAUGGUUGCCUGCGGACGUCGAUUUCGUCGCGCGUUUUCCAUCCAGUCGUCGGUUUUCAGGAGAAAUCGUCGCAUUUCAAGAGCGGCUUUGCGUGGCAUCGCUGUUAGCGAGCUCAGCGUAACCACAACGGAAACGAGAAGAUAAGCAAAACAAAAACUCUUUUUGGCAGGUUUCCUUGCCGUCAUUGAGCAACUAAUGUUGUUGAAUUUGAUUGAAAUGGCGAUGCGAUCGUCGUGACUUCGACUUCGUCGGAAAUAUCCACACAGAGGCUCAAUAGUGGGAUUUAACUGCUUGCUUCAGGCGAUAAUGCUCUUAACUUAGCAGCAUCAACAACAACAGUAACAUGACUACAAAGCUUUACAGUUUUGCAAAAGAAUUAGGAUCAGUUUAUGAGUGAAAAUACUCAUAAUGAAACCAAUGAGAUGAAACCAACAAAUCUUGAUAAAAAGAAUUAGGAUCAGUUUAUGAGUGAAAAUACUCAUAAUGAAACCAAUGAGAUGAAACCAACAAAUCUUGAUAAAAAGAAAAAAAUGAAAAUAUCGGGCAACAAUCAAUAAUAAACAAUAAACGUAGAAACAAAUCUUCUGAGAAUUCAUGCUUUCAUCUAGUAGCGCUGUACACAAAUAUUAAUUAAUAUCACGCCAGCUUCUUCAAGACGGAGGGGGAAAUAUUGCUCACGUCAGAGAGAGAAGCAAGGUAUUCCGACAAGAAAAGAAAGAAAGUAAAAAAGGAAAAUGAAGCCCCGCAAAAAUGAAAAACAAUAGGUGAAAAUUUUUGUACUUGAGGAAAGUCACCAAAGGGUUUCUUCGUACAUACAGGGCUACAAGAACAAAAAACGCAAAAUUAUAUAACAGAAUAUCGAGAUCGCCUGGAUCACGCGCACAACGUCUAAGACUUUCUAUCAAGGGAAGGAGCGCUCGCUGUGAGCUGAAAAAGAAUACUUUCCGGUGCUGUUGUUUUGUUUUGUCUGUGUGCCUUAAGAAAACGGAAACAAAAAAUGGAACCGGAAGGUAGAGGGAAAGUGGUUAUGGGUCGCUUCAUCCAUGGAGAUACAAAUUCGGGAAUUUGAAAUCUGGGCUUUGGAAUCCGGAAUCCCAAAAACAAUUAGAUUCCGGAAUCCAAAGUUACACAAGCCUGUUCUGGGAGUUCGGAUUGUGGGACGGGGCAAACUGAACGCCUGGGCUGAACAGGCUAAAAUUCCACUCGCAAGGAAUCCGGAAUCCACGGCGUGGAAUCCAGAAUCCAAGAGUGUCUUGGAUUUCCUUCACGGCAUGAGGCGAUAAGGAGGGCGGUGUAGGUCCGUAUGACAGAAAAUAUGUAAAAUGCAAGAAUACGUAUUUUCUAACAGAAUACACUACUCGUCCACAGAGCCGCAGUCCCUUUCGCCAGUGCUGCUGGCCAAAAGGAUCGCGGCCCUGGAGAUGAGAAUGAAUGUAACGUCACAUUUUAGCUUAAUCUCAUACCCAGAUCUCCCAUGGCCAAGGGAAAGGAAGAUCUGGUACAGUUCGAUUUCGAGCAUGCUCAGUAGCAGUGACGCUCGAUGUACGGGCCUUACUAUAACUGCGCAUGCUCGUCCUUACUGUUGUGGGGAAACAGACAUACUUUGGAAAGGUAAGAAGCGGUGGCGCUGGAGCGAAAUAAUUUUGACGAACAUGAAAAAAUUUUCAUGUUGAACUUUUUCUUUCAUCUAGGUCUAUCGGAUGGUGGCUAUACCGGUUGCAUACAAACUGUGCACUUUCAAGAAAUAAAAGAACUAAAAGAAGCGUUGAACUUCACUCGUCGUCAGCUUGACAUCGUCAGAAGUGAACUCAAAAGGCAGAACGCGACAAUAACCAACAUAACGUCGAAGGUAUAAGGAACAAAUUCUAUGUGGGUUUCUUGGUCACAUCUUAGUGAUGAUUCACUUGAUUCAGCCCAUUAAAAAUUCUAAGCAGGUGUCUUUCAGCCCAUUCUGGAUAAGAGUGAAUAUGAGGAAUUGCUGUUUGUAUUUAGGGGAAUCUUGGAACAUUAACACUUGUCAAAAAAAAAGAAACAUAUAAAGAAAUACUGAACAGAAGUAGAUACGGCACCAAGUGGAUGAUAACCAGUAUUAUUUCGAAAAGCAUCUUGUAAAAACAAAUAGCAUUUUUAUAUUAUUUUGCUUAUUAUAUGUAUUGUGAAUUGACUUCCAACGAUUUACACAGAGCCAGGGCGCCAGUGCCUAGUCUCGAUUGUUUUAAGUAAACGGGUGUGUACGUGUACGGGAGUGUUGUAUACAGGAUAUUACAUGGCCGCGCGAGAUACGAACUUUUUCUUCGAGUGUUGAAAUGUUUCACGAGUGAGCGCAGUAAUGUUCUAUUUAUUAAAUAAACACCAUUUCGCUUUGAUAUUUUUUGGCUGGAUAAGGCGCGAUUUAUCAUUUAGCCAUAGCAACGGUGAUCUUUUCCAUGUGAAGAUGACAUGUUAUUUUCACGUGUAAAGAUAUCUUGUUUUCGUGCGCGAAAGGUCACCUGGUAUUUAAUUGGUGGUUAUAUAAUAAAGCUCAUUUACCACUUUUGCUUCACAGGGAUCCGAUUGCAGUCGUUGCCCUGGACCACAAGGACCACAAGGGCUUCCAGGCCGACAAGGACAGAAAGGGCCGCCAGGACCCAAAGGACCGCAGGGUCCUCAAGGGCCCAGAGGACCAAUGGGCGUCAACGGGUCUCAAGGCCGACCGGGAGCCCCUGGACGACAAGGACCAAUGGGCCCUCCUGGGUACAAUGGGACACAAGCAGCUGGGAAACUUGGCACACAAGGGCCCCAAGGACUUCCAGGUCAACCGGGAAGGCCUGGUGCUGGUAAUCUGACUCUUUGUCAUUACAAGUACAAGAAGGAGGCAGCACAAACAGCAGGACCCGGGGCGGAUUCGGUAGUUAUGCUUCGGGAAGAUGAUCAUCGGGUAGGUGAUAAAUCCGUUUUGCAAUAUUACAUUUAGGCAAUGUUCACAAUAUAACGGAUAGCUUUUCGUGCCGACACAAAAAGUUAUCCGAACGUUUAUACUCAUUAUAAUGAGAAAUAACAGCAGUAUGGUUUAUUCUUUACUGAAGGAAACUUCCAAGUUAGUCUUUUGAGGAAGUACAAAAACAAGGUACGUUUUUGCAUCAAAAAAAGAAUCCGAUGCUUGGGCCCCGGAUUUUUUUGUCCAAGUUUUCAUUUAAUGCAAAAACACACCAUAUUGUUGAAGGAAAUUUCUCAAAUAUAAGCUCUCAGGUACUUAAAUAAAAGCUUAAAAUGGGAAAUUUUUUUGCGUCUUUUGGGGCAUUUGUACGAGUACAAAGAGCACACCGGCCUACCCACGGGAAUAAUGUUUUGCACUGCAAGGGUAUAACACCUUCGACACGGCCCUAAGCCAUAUUGGACAACACCUUUGUCCUACCUUUAACGCGAAACAAAGCAGUAAGCAAGCAGUUGCGACCUCAAAUUAAAUGCAAAGGCGACUCAUUGGCCAUAUUUGAUAUUUCUCAUCCAUAGCAGCUCGAACGCAAUAACCAGCAUAGGAGCAACUACUUCUUUUGCUUCAAUGGUUAUUUAAUUAGUGAAACUAUGGUUGUUUGUACUUUAAACGGCGGUCGUUUAUUCGUUCAACAUAAGACCUAUUACUGUUGGCCAAGCCUUUAAACUUUACAGGCGUUACUUUUGAAGCUACUUUCUGCUCCUCCACUAACUAUGAUGCAUCUUGCCUUUUUAGGGAUGGAAAAUUAUCGCCGCCACGUGUUCAACAGAGGGUGGUGCAGAGUACGUUUUCAAAGACGCAGUGCUUGACCCCAGAACAAAUGUAUGGGUGUACAAAUGCCAUUGUAAAGGAAAGUCGAACUUAUUUCUUGGUUCAAGGUAUAUGAAGUGUGUUAUACACUACUGGAUAUGCCCCACUGUCAGCUAAAGACAGCUAGAGCAAUUAGCAGUUAAUCCGGAAGUACCUCCUGUUUAGGAUAGUAGGGAGUGCUGUUCUAAGCACCAAAUAUUGGAGGUAUUAUAUCGUUAGAUUCAAGUACCAACACAGACACAGUCAGAUUAAUCGAUAACUGCAAUUAGGACUCAAUAAUACUCAAGAUAUAUUAUAUACGGUACAUAUCUAGGCACAUAGUGUUUCUGUGAAAAGCUGCACGGUUUACGAAGUUAAGCAAGAGCUCCAAAUAAUAUUAACAAAUUAAGAAUCCUAACUAAAAUAAAAAAAGGUACAGGUAGUUUCAUUGUUCAUCAACCGAACACAAUAAUAGGAUUGGGGCCUUAAAGUAUUCUUACGCGUUUGAGGCCUCAAUUUUUU